AACUUUUAUUAUUGCAUAUCAGCAUAUCGUCACGUGCAGAAGGACGGGUUAGAUGAAAUUAAAAACUAUUAAAACGUAAAGCUUAAAAGCUCGUAAGCACUAAUCAGUCAGUCAUUAUAAUGAUAAACUGGCUACUGAAAGUUUGUGGUUACUGAACUCGACUGUUCGAACAGUAUUUAAUGAUUCAAUAGUUACAAUAAGUCUAGAAAUAAGUUCUUGAUUAUCCUGAUAACAUAACAGAUUUGAUUAAAAGUCUAUAUUGGCUAAUUACUAUUAAUAAUCCAGGAUUAGAAGUAAUGGGGAAAGAAAAAACUAGGAAUUUGUUAAUAGUUGGUCAAACUGGUGGUGGUAAAUCUACAUUAGCGAAUGUACUAAGCGGUAUUGUUGAUUCCGAGGAACACUCAAUUAGCGAGAAUGAAAAUUUCCAGAAAAAGGAUUUCGAAUGGAGAGGGACGAAAUAUCGUGUGGUUGAUACUAUCGGAAAAGAGGUCACAUACGAAAAAAUGGGGGAAUUAAUCCAUUUGAUACCGGAAGGGUUAAACCAAGUUCUAUUGGUGAUUGAUGGAAAAUUCAUGAUAAAGGAAAAAAUAGGAUUAUCCGAGUUAUUUAGAAAAUUAAUUUUUGAAGAUGGUAUUGCCGAAUAUAUCACUAUUGUGAGAACUAAAUUUAGUAACUUUAAAAAUGAAAGUGAGUGCAAAAAAGAUAAAGAAGAUUUGUGCAAGGAAAGUAAAACAAUUGCCAAAUUAUGUAAAAAUAUAGUCUAUGUAGACAAUCCCCCGAUAAGUAUUUUUGUUGAUGAUGAAGACGAUGAAGAAACAAUUAGAAUCAAUAGAAAAAGAAGAGAUCAGUCAAGAAAUAUACUAUUAGAACAUUUGGAGAAAACAUGUCACAAAUUAGAAAAGUGGGAUAAUUUAUGUGCUAAAAUUGACAGUUAUAUUCCCGUUUGAGGUGUUUGAGGUGUGCAAUAUAGCAAUCUUAAUAUUCCAUUUUCUUUGAUUUUAUUUUGUAUUAAUGUUUGAUAUGGUAUUUUAUCAAUAAAUAUUUUUUUAAAUCAGCUGUUUAGAUUUCACAUUGUUUGCAUCGUGAAAAUUAUUACGAUAAAAAGUAUAUCAAUCCUGUUUAGAAGCAGAUCAAGGCUCAUUGUUAAUUGAGCCUCUCCACUCCAAAUAUAAUAGCUGAAUUUCUUCUGGCUUAUCUUCUUUACAAAGUCAAUCAGAUUAAUCACUCUUUGAUUCUAACAUUGCAUUGAUUUAAAUUAAAACUUUAAAAAUUCCCGUUUAUCUACUUCGAAAUCGAUUAUUUCAAAUAUUACUUUUCGUGAUUCUAAUACAAUCAUCAAGUUUUAGUAUCACAAUCGCAAUUCACUUAUUCAAUUUG
Messenger RNA from Rhizophagus irregularis DAOM 181602=DAOM 197198, 1377 nucleotides. The record is from RefSeq and is a predicted model, not a curated record. Lineage: Eukaryota; Fungi; Glomeromycota; Glomeromycetes; Glomerales; Glomeraceae.